Stegostoma tigrinum is the source of this 673-nucleotide messenger RNA. RefSeq lists its product as uncharacterized. The transcript is spliced from 5 exons. The record is from RefSeq and is a predicted model, not a curated record. Bases 34 to 645 code for a protein of 203 amino acids. Lineage: Eukaryota; Metazoa; Chordata; Chondrichthyes; Orectolobiformes; Stegostomatidae.
CUGAACGAUUGUUAUAAAACUAAUUGGAAGCAAAUGUCACUCCGUACUGGCAAAAACAAUCACUUUCCGGCACCUGCUGAGCUUAGAGGAGCAGUUGUAUUCACAGGACCAGAUGCUUCAAGAGAUUUCAGACCAAAAUUCUCUGACUUUCCUUAUUACAUUGGUGAGAGUCAACAUGUAUCUGCUGAAAGUACUGGAAAUCUAAACUACUUAUAUCGUGCUGCACCUUAUGGUUCAUAUCAGAUACCCAAGCAACAAUACGUGGGAGAGAUUGGCUGGGGAUGGUGUUUAGGCCUGAAACUAAACAAAUCCAAUCUCUUAAGUGGCAUGCAAUUCAAGCAAGGAGAGUUCCGACAGCGGGCUGCAGACAAAAUAACUCAUCGCUAUCAAAAUCCAUGGCAACAACCUCCAGCUGUUCUUGAUCAGCAAAGUCUUGGCAGAGCUUUUCUGGCAUGGCCACUUAAGAAAUUUAGAAAGCCUGGAGAAUGCACACGGCCUAAAAAAGCUGCAGUGAGCCCAUUUUGCGAGAGUGGCAUCGAUACACUUUAUGCAAGUCAAGAUGGUGAGAAACAAGACAUCUGUAAAAAAGAAGACAAAGAUCCACUUGAUCUUGAAGAACAAGGAUUCAUCUCUGAUGAUAUUUAAUUCAGGAUUUCCCACCUCAUUAUUUCUU